This is a messenger RNA of Brassica napus (rape), 724 nucleotides long. RefSeq names its product calvin cycle protein CP12-2, chloroplastic-like. Gene Ontology annotation, biological process: negative regulation of reductive pentose-phosphate cycle. Bases 192 to 584 code for a protein of 130 amino acids. The transcript has a single exon. The record is from RefSeq and is a predicted model, not a curated record. Gene Ontology annotation, cellular component: chloroplast. NCBI's taxonomy places the organism in Eukaryota, Viridiplantae, Streptophyta, Magnoliopsida, Brassicales, Brassicaceae.
AACAUUUCAUAGUUCUAUCGAAUAAAGAAAAAUAUCUCAAGAGCAUUCCUGCACGUGUAGCUCUUUGGCUGAUUAAGAGAAGAUAAGAAAUCAGGUUCACAGAAGUAAAUUCAUGUACACUUUAUAUAUCCGUUCGUUCCAAUUAUCUUAAGUGUAUCACAAAAAUCAUUCAGCCUGCCUGUAUCCAAACGAUGGCAACUAUAGCUACUAGCCUUAACAUCGCAACCCAGCGAGCCGUCAUCACCAGCAAGAGCCAACCAGCUCGUCUCGCCUGUCCAGUCCGUUUGAACAACCCGUGGAAACUUGGUUCAAGAACAAACCGCUUAGUGAGCUUUAGGCCGGUCAAAUCAACGCCAGAAGGUGUGAUAUCCGAUAAAGUGGAGAAAAGCAUUAAAGACGCAAAGGAGAGUUGUGCUGACGAUCCCGUCAGCGGAGAGUGUGUAGCUGCGUGGGACGAGGUUGAGGAGCUCAGCGCAGCAGCUAGUCACGCUAGAGACAAGAAGAAAGCUGGUGGUUCCGACCCUUUGGAGGAAUACUGCAAAGACAAUCCUGAGACUGACGAGUGUCGUACUUACGACAACUGAAACUGAUCGAUCAUGUUCCAGGAUUCGGUUUACAUAUACAUAAAAUCUUUGUUCCGGUCAGUUUAGUAACGUGAUAUUAUGUAAAAGCUCUAUAAACAUUGUAAUUUGGGAAGAUUUAUAAAGAAAUCAUAUAACACAAA